Peromyscus maniculatus bairdii (prairie deer mouse) is the source of this 12782-nucleotide messenger RNA. The record is from RefSeq and is a predicted model, not a curated record. NCBI's taxonomy places the organism in Eukaryota, Metazoa, Chordata, Mammalia, Rodentia, Cricetidae.
CCCAAUGGAAGUGUCCAGGAUGCUUGUCGCCAUCGGGAAGCCAGCAUAGCAUGGAUAAUCCAAAAGGAAAAAAAAAAAGCAAAGACGCUUGUCCAGAUUGAUGCAGCUGAAGACCUACCUGAUCUUUUCUACUCAAGUUUGACCAUUUGAGCUCAGCCAGUAGCCUCCUGACUGACUAGUUAAGAUGCAGAAAAGACAAGGGUACUGCAGCUAUUGCCGUGUGCAGUAUCCUAACCUGGAACAGCACUUGUUCAGUGCUCAGCAUAGAAGCCUGACCAGACAGAGCCGUCGUCGGACAGCCACCAGUAACACUUUGAUGGAACGCUUCCUGCAGGAUGUACUUCGACACCACCCGUACAAUUACCAAGACAACAACGGACCUGCACCAGAGGAGGCAGCGGUGGCAGCAGCUGGAGCAGUAGCGGGAGCAGCCAUGGCGGAGGGAGCAGCGGCGGAGGGAGCAGCUGCGGAGGAGAGAGCAGCGGCAGCGGCGGCGGCGGCGGCGGCGGAGGGAGCAGCGGCGGCAGCAGCAGCAAAUCCUGAGUCACCUGAAGUGGUUGUUUUGGAUGACUCCGACGAAAAGGAGGAUGAUACUACCGAGAGCACUGGAGAGCAGAACUCGGAGGAUUCGGAAUCUGUUGAAGAGAUAGAUUGUAGACCUGGUACUUCCCAGGAGUGUGCAGAGGUUGCGGUUCGACCAUCAGUUAUUCAAAGGCUGGAGCGGGGGCAGCAGCAGCCCUUGGAGUUGGCUCAGGAAGUUGAGAGUGGUGUGGAAAGAGUUAAUUCAGUCGGUGUUCAGGCUACAACUAGUGGAAAAGAGUUAGUGCGUCCCCCAGUGAUUUGUAAUGCUCCUGCCAGAUCUUUGCCUAGAGGCUCUGAGAGACCAGUUGCGGCUACCAGUGCUCCUCGGUUAGUACUGGCAGUUGCUUCAGAUUCCUUUCCAGCUUGUGACACAGAAAACCUUGAAACAUACUUUGACUCCCCAGAUCAGGGCACUAGCAAUCCGCCAUCUCAACCCGAAACUAAAGACCCGAAAAAGAAACCUUUAAACAUAAAUUUAGACAAAUUGCUUGCACAGAAAAAUCUCAGAGCUCAGGGUGCGUCUUUUUCCCCCGUUGUACGAGUUCGUGAGUUAACAGGUGAUGAGCUUUGUUCUGUAAGAGCUGGGCCGUCUUCUGAGGCAGGGGAAGGCACAUCGGGAAACCCCAGUGAGACUGACACACUAGCACGAGCACUUCGUGAAGGUGCCAUUCCAAAGCGUCGUGGUGAGGCAUCUCGUUCAAAUGUGGUUCGUCCCCGAGAAGAGACAUGUUUGGUCUUUAACAGACAGGAACGCCCAGUGAGUUCUGAAGUGACUUUCCAGCGUGGCUCUCUUCAGCUGGUACCUGGUCAUUCCCAAGCUGCAGUACACGACUUACGUUAUCUGGAGGAGGAAGAGGAGGAAGAAGAGGAAGAAGAGGACGAAGAGGGACCCGAUCAAGAAGAUGAGAGCUACGAAUCUAGAGGUUCUGACACGAGUUUUGAUUCUGAGUCCUCUGGUCAGUCUCCGAGUGCCCUAUCUGAACUGACGGCUAGAGAAAUAAAUGGAUCAGAAGAAACACAUGCUGACAAUGUACAGCCUCAGGAUGAAACACCUACUGUUUCUGGAGCAACUUCAGACAAUGGCAGCAGUUCUCAUCAGGUGCCUACCAACCGUUCUCCAGUGAUUACACAGAACAUACAGCUCAUCAGUCUGGUUGAUGAAAGCUACGAGUCUAGUGGCUCUGAAGAGAAUUUUGAUGGCGAUGACUCUCUUCCGUCAACUAGUCACCAUCCUGCACAGCCUAUGAGAGCAGCAAGCCUUCGUACACAGAUGGCCAUCCGUCUGGUUGACAGCUAUGGAAGCGGCAGCUCUGAAGCAUGUGAAGAUUCUGGGUCCUCAGCUGAUGAGACUCCAGCAGCAGCAGCAGCAGGACAGCAACAGCCUCCGAAGAAUGCCCAUGCACACCUGGUUGAUGAGAAUUACGGGUCAAGUAGUUUCAGUUCUGACAGUGACGCGGCUCCCCAAAUGCCCGCUCAAGAAAGAAGCCCCAGAGACAGAGCUGGCCAACAGGAAAGUGAACACCAACCCAGUAGUGCUGAAGCACAACCUGAACGUGAUGGUUCUCUUGAGACAGUGGCUGAUGAACCCCAGAGAGAAGCAGAAGAAAUAAAUGUUCCGAACCAGAGUACCAGCCGUGGGGAUAUGAACUGUGAGUCUCAUGGUCCUGAAAUGGGUUUUCAUGCUGAUGCUCAAUUAGAGGCUGAUCAAUCUCCACUAAAUCCUGAGGAAGUAGAUCUUGACCUAGAAAAUCAGAGUGUUCACUCUGGCAUUUCUAACCUAAGUUCUGAUUCCCGUGCUUCUUAUCAGUCAGCUAAUGAUCAACCUCAAGGGGCUUGGGGUGAAGUAAAUCUUGAUGAGUUAAAUGUCGACAUGGAAGUUAAGAGCAAUGGGUGCUCCAGUUCUGAGUUGACAUUUGAUUCCGAUUCCCCUCUUCUGUCAGUUACUGAGCGGUCUCUGCUGGAUGUUGAAGGAAUAAACGAAGAUGACUUUAACCUGGAAGAUGAAAGCUGUGUGUCAAGUAGUUCUGACAUAACUUUUGAUUCUGAUAUUCCCGAUGACUCAGUAGCUGACCAACCUCAAGUAGCUGUUUAUGAGGAGGAACCUGUUGAUCUGGAAAAUAAGAGUAAUGCAUCUUGUGUUUCCGAAAUAACAUAUGAUUCUGAUAUUCCUCUUCAUUCAGGAAAUGAUCACCCUGAAGUAGCUGUUAAAGAAGUAAUCAUUCAGGAAGAAGAAAACGUUCCUUUAGAAGGGAAGAAUGACAGUCCCAGUGGUUCUGAAAUAUGUUUGGAUUCUAAUGCCCCUCUUCAUUCAGUGACUAAUUCUGAUGUAGCUGUUGAAAAGAUAAAUUCCCCUAACGAAGAGCAGGUACACAUAGAACAGAAGGAAAAUGAACCUACUGAUUCUGAACUAGACACUCUUAACUCAAAGCCUGGAUGUUCUGAAGAUCCUAUUAUAAUACGUGCUUCUGAAACAACACUGGAUUCUCAUAUCCCCUUUCAGUCAGUUAUUCGCAAAUGUGAAAUAAUUGUCAAAAAUGUAUGCCCUCCAAAAGAAAAGCAUGCUCAAUUGCCAAGUCAAAGCACGGAGUCUCUUUCUGAAAUCAAUUCAGCUUCUUCUUCUGCUCCUCAAGCAGUGACAGAACCUUACGUAGGUAAGAAAGCCAAGAGAAAGACAAAGCAUCUUGAGGAAGUCAAGAGCGAUGAUGAAUAUGACUGUCCACCAACUUUCCAUUCUGAUGGUUUGCCUCAGUUAAUGACUGAAGAACCUCAACCAGCUGCUUUGAACGAGGACCAUGCUGACCCAAAGGACGAGAGCACUGAUGGCAGUCUGAAUGCUGCUGGUUGUCUUGAUUCAGUCAUUAGCCAACCUCAGCCAGCCGAGAAGGAAGACCAUGUUGAACUGGAAGACACAAACGGCCAACCCAGUGAUUCUAAAGCAAGUGUUGAUUCUCCUGGCCACUGUCAGUCACCACCUAAAGACGAUGUGAUCACAAAAAUGAGCCAGUGGAAAAACGAGGCAAAGGACCUUGAAAAGAAGAUCAGUGAACUUAUUUAUUCAAAACUAAUGCAUGAUUCUAGUGUUUCUUUUCGUUCUGCAAUGGAUCACCUUGAACUAGCUCUUAAACAAAUAAAUCUUGAUAGUAAUGAUCAAUUGCCCUCAGAAGAUAACAGCCAGGAUGCCAGUUCUGAAACAAACUUGCACUCUGAUUUGUCAGUCCAGGCAGUAGUUGGAGCACCCGAAAUAACUGUUUUGGAGCCUGAACACAUUGAACUUGAAGGUAGGAAUAAUGAGUCUUGUGAUUCUAAUGACUCUGCCCAAUCAGAGGCUGAUCAGCGUAGUGACAGUGAGGAAAACCAAAGUCAGAAGGAUAAAGAGGACACGGAGGGUAAGAAGGAUGAGGUGCAGGGUUUGGGAAAUACAUGUGUUUCCAAUGUCCCUGAGCCAUUGGCUGGCCAAACUGAAGUUGAAGUAGUUCAGGAGAGCAGCCAUUGGAAGGAGCAGGGGGAUUUGGAAGAUACAGUUGGUGAAUCUAUUGACUCACAAAUCAACUUGCAUUCUGAUGAACCACUCCAGUCUGUGACUAAUACAACCCAAGAGCCUGCUGAAGAAAUACAUUUACUGAGGGGACAUGUUAGACCACAUGAUAGUGACUGUGACCCCUGUGACUCUGAAAUAGUGGCUAUUUCAAAUGUCAUUUUUUGCUCAGUGACUCGGAAACCACAGUGUUUGCAAACAGAGUGUACCAGUACGAAAGUAAAGAGCAGCAGUCCUUGUGGUCCUGAGGUGAGUGUUGAUUCUCAUGACGGUCCUGAAACGAGUUUGGAUUCCAGUGAUCCUUGUCAGUCAGUAGCAGGCCAUCCUCAGAAAACUGUCAAGGAAAUGACUCUGAAGGAAGACCAUAUUUACCUGGAAGACAAGAGCUACAGGCUAGUUGAUUUUGAACCAACUUACUAUCCUGAUGAUCCUGUUCAGUUGGUGACAUAUCCAUCUGUGGAGGAUGCAUCUAUCACAGAAGUAAACUUGCAAAGAGAGACUCAUAAUGACCUAGAAAAUGAGACCUUCCAGCCAUGUUGUUCUGAAGUACCAUGCAGUUCUGGUGUUCAUCUACAGUCAGAAGUUGACCCACCUCAAGUGGCUUGCACAGUAGCAGAUCUUGAGAAGAAAGAGCCUGACAUAGAAGAAAAGUACAACGAGUCUUGUGAGCCAGAAAUGCUGUAUGAUUCUGAUGUCUCUUUUCAGAUAGUAGUUAACCAGCUUCAAACAGCAGAUGAUGGAGAAACAGAUUCACCACAGGUGGUGUUUGUGGAUGUUGUGUCCAGUGAUAGUGAUUGUGACCGGGAAGUAAUUUCUGAUUCAAAUAUCCCUCUUCAGCUAGAAACUGAGCCACCUCAGUUGACUGUCAGAGAAACCAAUGAGAUAAACACGGAUUCUGCUGGUUCUGCAGCAAUGGAAAAGUACUUUUGCAGAUUCUGUGGUUGUGAUUAUGAAGCCUCUCAGUCAGUGACAAAUCAGUCCAAGGAAAGUUUCAAAAUAAUAAAUCGGAAGAAUGACUACAUUAUUCUGGGAGAUUCCACUUGUUCAUCUUGUGGUCAUGAACUCAAUUUCAAUGUUGAUGCCUCUGAACAGCCCACUACCUGCCAGUUACAAGGGCCUGAUGGUAAUUGUAUUGCCCCAGAAGUUAAGAACUAUGACUCUAAUUGUCCUGAUGCCUCUGAACAGCCCACUACCUGCCAGUUACAAGGGCCUGAUGGUAAUUGUAUUGCCCCAGAAGUUAAGAACUAUGACUCUAAUUGCCAUGAUGCCUCUGAACAGCCAACUACCUGCCAGUUACAAGGAACUGAUCGUAGUUCUGUUGACCCAGAAGUUAAGAAGAAUGUCUCUAAUCCUCAUAAAAGACAUUUCACCUCGGAAGAUACUGUCAGAAGUGCCAGUCCUUGGAGAGAGCCAAGAAGUGUUGUCUGUCGAGACAGGAACUGGGAGUCUAGCAGUUUUGCACCAGGCUCUUCUCUCUGUCCUGUGUCACUGAUGGGCCGGACAACUGUGAUGCAUAUCCCUUUGAAGAUACCGGACGAGGAUCUAGAAACUUCUCCAUCUGACCUGCAUUUUUACUAUGAUUCUGACACUGAUGAACCUCAGCCUGCCAAGAAAGCACGCUCCAGUAAGAAGAUAACUUUUGACAUGAGAGUAACUAAGUAUGAAUAUGAAGACCCUGAGGAAAUGGAAGGAGAGGAAGAGUUUGCAGAACUAUUUCUUGAAGUGCCACCUCAGGUCCCUCCAUUGGUUGUUGUAACACCUCGGUGUCAGAUGAGCGAAACUCCAUUGGUUGUUGAAGCACCUCCGUGUCAAAUGAGUGAAGCACAAUCAGUUGUUGUAACACCUCGGUCUCAGAUGAGUGAAACUCCAUUGGUUGUUGUAACACCUCGGUCUCAGAUGAGUGAAGCUCCAUUGGUUGUUGAAACACCUCGGUGUCAGAAGAGGAAACCACGAUCGGUUUUUGGAACAACUCGGUCUCAGAUGAGCGAAGCGCCAUUGGUUGUUGAAACACCUCGGUGUCAGAUGAGUGAAGCUCCAUUGGUUGUUGAAACACCUCGGUGUCAGAAGAGGAAACCACGAUCGGUUGUUGGAACAACUCGGUCUCAGAUGAGUGAAACUCCAUUGGUUGUUGAAACACCUCGGUCUCAGAUGAGCGAAGCUCCAUUGGUUGUUGAAACACCUCGGUGUCAGAAGAGGAAACCACGAUCGGUUGUUGGAACAACUCGGUCUCAGAUGAGCGAAGCUCCAUUGGUUGUUGACACACCUCGGUGUCAGAUGAGCGAAGCUCCAUUGGUUGUUGACACACCUCGGUGUCAGAAGAGGAAACCACGAUCGGUUGUUGGAACAACUGGGUCUCAGAUGAGCAAAGCAGAAUCGGUUGUUGGAAAAACUCGGUCUCGGAUGAGGAAAAAUGAGGUGAAAAGCAACGCACAGGAAUCUCAAGGUCAUCUCUCCAGUUGCUCUAAGACCAAGAUAAUUCUUCUGGGUGCAAAAGAAAGGACUGCCUGCUCUGACAAUAACCAGAACACAUCAGUUCACGCAUUGUCACAUCUUGAAUAUAUUGAAGGUAAAGUUGGAGACACCAAUGACGUCUCAGUGGCUGUAGGUAAACCGUCUUGUUCCCUAGCAGAGGGGCUCCAUCAGCAACAUGGGCAUGUGGCUUCUGAGAACCAGGUAGAAGGAGUCAGAUGUGGAACUCAAGCAAGGUCUCGGAAGAAAAGAAAAACGGCAGGACAAGAACAAUUAACAAAAGGGAAGCAUUCCCAACCUGACAGCCAGAAAAAGAAAACCCGAACUAAGAAAACAAAGUCACCCAGACCACAGACUAAAGCUUCGGAGCCUGUACAGCCGGAUUCCUUAGUCUCUAUUUUUUCUUCUCUAACUAUGAAGGAAAAUCAGUCUUUGAAACUGCCUAGAAAGAAGGCUGGCAGGGAGAGGGACUUACAAUUCUUAUACAGUUGUAAAGAGCACAGCGCUCCUAGCCCAGCACAUAAGAAACCUGUGACUAAUCCUCCCCAGACCGCAGCGGUAGCAGACUGGGACAAACGUGAGGUAGCUGGCAGUGGUCUCAGCAAGACUGACCCCAUGCCCAGUGCAGGAGAGAGUGGUGCCGACAGACCAAGCGUGGCUUCGAGACCCAUUCUGGCAACGCCGAAGAAAAGAAGGGUGUUCAGGAUCCUUGGGGCCAGCCAGUCUUCACCUCCAGAAAAUUCAGGUGCAGUUCCUGCAGUUCCAAAGGAUAACAAUUUCCAGCAAACUCUUUCCAAUCGUGAAAGUCCCAGAAUUAUUCCCAAAUUAAUUCUAAAGGAGAUUAUAGACAGUAAAAAUCAAAAGAGAUUUUGGAAAAAGAAGAUGGCCGCUACACAUCAAUCAAGCUUACUCAAAAAUGCUUACAAAACAGUGGUUCUCCGGAAAAGAACGAAGUUUUCAGAAAAAAUGGCUCUUUGGCUUCAGCUGACAGCCACCGACAUCGUUAGGAAGUAUAUUCGCGGCCGUAGUUUUACACGCCUCCGGAGGCGUCAGUCAAAGACUGUUUUAUUUCGAAUGCAACUGAGGAAGAAGAAGAUCGUCGCCAGGAAGAUAAAGGAGGCCAAGAGAGCAGCCGCUGAAGCGCGUGCGCGUGCGCGUGCACGUGUACGUUCGCGCCUCUGCGUGGUCUCAGUUGUCCCAGCUGUUCCCGAAGAGCCGUCCAGCAGCGCGGCGGCGGCGGCGGCGGCGGCGGCCGCGGCGGCUGCGGCGGGGCCCGCACUGCUGCCCGCUGUCUCUCCCGCUGCGAAUGCCGCUGCGGGAGUAAAGCGCUACCGGAAAACCUACCGAAGGAGGAAGAAGAAGAAGCUGCUGCCCGUGAGAGAGUAUGACCUGAGAAGCUCAAGUUCCACAUCAAACGCCGACAGGAUGGUGACACGUCGCACAAGGAAAUCGAGAAGCACCGAGGCAAAGUAAACGCCGCAUAUCGUGGCGGAUGGAGAGAUCAGUCCUCACUUGGACGGGACACAUUCGGACUUGAAUGGACAUACUUUUCCCAGCUUUGGCGGGGAAACUGACACUAUCCUUACACUAUUUUGCUACAGAUAUUAUUUUUCAGAGAUUUUAUAUUCAUUUAAGAUUAGUGUUUAGGGUCCUUUUUUUUUUUUUCUUUUAAAGGUUUAAAAGCAAACUUUGUCCUGUUUCUGUAGAAGAGCUUCAUCUUAAUUUGUCUUAUAAUUUAGCAUAGAAUUUUGUCCCUUAAAUCAUGUCCACAUUCAUUUCCUCUGGAAAUCUUUCGUGCCAAAAAGUUAUAACACUGGGAGAAUGAACACAGCAAACUUAUUAAUGUCAUCUUUUAAACAACUGGACAGACGUCUUUACUGAAUUACCACGCUUACAAGUUGAAUCGUCAAUAAGUAUUCUAACUGGAUGAAUAAAAAGAGCGGCAUUGUGCUAUCUGAGUUUUCGACUAUGAUUGACUUGAAUGUUCACAAAAAUAUAAUUUAUUUUUCUUUUAAAGGCAUUCCACGAAAUAAUUCUUUAAUUGAGGUUUCUUUUUUCUUUUUUCUUUUCUUUCUUUCUUUUUUUUUUUUUUUAAGUGCCUGGUGAUUUUUAUAGACAGCAGAAAUUCUCCUUCAUUUAGAUUGGAUCUGCAAGUCUGGAGCUUUCCUUUUUUGGACACAUACCCACAAGUCUGUUCAUUGGCAUUAUUAACCUUAUAUGGAAAAAGACUUUGCAAACAUGAUUAGGCUUUUAAACUACCUUUUCUCCCUUUACUAGUAGUCUAAAAUGAAAAUCCAGGUAAUUUUUAUCAUCUUAUUAAUAUUUCAGGCACCAUUUAAAAUAUUGAAGUAAAGUUACUGGUUUGAUAAUAGUGUGUGGGCUGGCCAUUGUCAAUGAGUGAAAAGCUUGAACAUUUCAGAACACUUAAACUAGUAACUUAACUAGAGACCCACUUUACAAGUGAGAAACGAUUUAUACAUCAAUCAGUUUAUCUUCAACUGUCUAAUUAUCUUAAACUAGUUAGAUAGUUCAAGGUGAGACUAAUUUGACAUCUUCAACUACCUGAUUGAUUUUAACAGUUCAGAUAAAAGAUGCUUGGAUACACAGUGUGAGCCUCUGGUACUUGAUUGAGUAUAUAUAUUCCUUUAAAGGGACCUUGACUGACCUGGUGCAGAUGCAUCCUAGUUCUUGUUCAGUCAAGACCUCAAUCUCUUUCUGUCAUCAAUGUUACAAGGAAACAAAGUUUCCCUUUAUUGUGUAACUAAUAUAUCUUAGUGAAACUAGUGUCAGUGUUAAGCUGUGUGGUGAUUUCAGAGAUAAAACUGUGUUACCUUAGAAUUAAUGAAAUAUCAAUGUGGUUUUGUUUCAGGUGCCAUUACUUAACCUGUGAGUCAUUAAUGGUGAUACUGUCAUUACUUCUAAAUAUAAGCAGUAAUUAUAUUGCAGAGUGGACAAAUGUGUUUUUUUUAGUUGGCAAGUAACGUGUUUAAUUUCUUCAACCUUGCCUCCUGAUUAUACAAACAUUUUAAUUCCCUUUCUUAAAAAAUAUCCCAGUAAGCCACUAGUCUUUUUUUUUUUUUUAAAUCUUCAAGUUUUAAUUAAGGAAGAAAACUGUUUCACUGAUUAUGAAGUAAACAUGUAAAAGCACUCUGUUUGCAGGUAUUAAUGUCUUUUGUAGUUCCCAGACACCCUAAUGUCUUUUGUAGUUCCCAGACACCCACUAAAAUAAACACUCCUGCAAUAUAAGUUAAAAGAGAGAGUUCAUACUCAAAUAACCUACCAUGGAAUUAUGCCAGAUUAUGUCUACUACGAUUAUAUUCUGCAAUGUGGAUUAUUCUUAUAAUUCAAAUGAUAAAAAUUUCAAGUUCAAAAAUGUUACAGUUUUUUUUUUUCCCCACAAAUCGGAAACUUUUCUAAGUAUCAUUUUAAGGAAAAGAUUCCUAUGUAAAAUUCACAUCACCCAACUAUAAAAUGUCUGCUACAGGUUUUGUUUAGCAUUUUGCAAGUGUUUACUAAGUUCUUCUAAGGAAUAUUAUUUUAGGCAAGCUUGGAAACUUGAAAUUAUAAAACGUAAGUUAAAUUGGAAGUGAAUUUUUCAGAAUUUGAUAGGAUACAAGAUGUGCCCCUUUGUCUACAUGAAUAUUGGCUUAAUUUUCAGGCUAGGUUGAAACAAUUGCUUAUUUUGUGUAGUCAAGAGUGCAUUUUAGUCUUUUAAUAGUAGUACAUCAAAUUACAACCAUAGUGAAUAUUUUGUUAAUCUUGUCCUUUUCAGUAUCUUGAAUAGAUUUUUAUUGUAAUUGUCCUGGUGUAUACAGUGUGUGGACAAUAUUGUGUAAAGAGUGUUUUUUGCAUUUGUGCAUUUAAAUUAUUUAUGUAACUAGGGCUCUGAGUAACACUUUUUCUUUUGCUUAAAGAAAGCUAUAUUUAAAUAUUCAAAUAAUUAUAUAUUUCCAUGUAAAACUAAUGUGAAGACCGAUGUAUUUUUUAUAAUGCAAUUUAAAGUGUAAGCUUGUUUUGAUGUUAUCAAGAUAAAUUUAUUAAAUAUUGAAAUUUGUGUGUACUCUCUCCUCAUAUUAGAACCUUUUCCUGGAAAUACUUAAAAAGAGUCAGAGAGUAACCAAGUCUGAAGUAACUCUGUAAAAGGCCUGAGAGAUGAUAAAUAAGAGAGUGCAAAUGUUGAUGCUGGCGAGAAAAGAGUUUAACCAAAGAUGCACAGUUGUACUCUAAUCAGUAGUUAUUUCAAAAGAUUAAACGACCACUCAUUUGCAUGGUGGAGUGAUGGGGCAGCUGUGAUUGAGUUCAGGAGCAGGAUCCAUCCCACCAUCUGACCCAUUUUGGGAAAGGAGAACCCCAGACCUUCCAUCUACCUCCCUGUCUUCUAGUGCCAUAGCGUAAGACCGUGCCGACAGGAUGACAUGGAAGAGUGUGUCAGGGGAGAGUGAGACAGGCGUUGUGACCCUAGAGUUGUUGACUUACAGGGUUUGUUUCUAGAAUGAGAAUAUCUUACUCUCUCCAAUGAGAAAUUACUUUGUAGUAAAGGACUUUUAUGUUUAGAAUCAUGGAAUUACAGAAUUAUACACCAAAAUGCCAACUUGGGGAAAUGGAAGGUAAGGAGAAGGCAUUUCCUCAUCUCUUGUUCAAAUGAACUCAGAUAUUAAAGGGGGAAAGGAUAAUUUAAAACAUUUCCCUUUGUCCUUAUACUUUAUGUGUGUAAAGUUCCAAGUAUUUUAAGCCAUGGGCUUUGUUUUUAAAACUGAUUUGCUUUGAUAAGGAUUAGGUCGAGGCUGAAGAAGGUUGUUGCUGGGGCUUUACAUUAUUUCUAGGUUUGUCUAUUGAUUUUAAUAACCUUUAAACCUGGAAAGCAGUUUAUUUACCAGAUUUACUCCCCCCAAAUUUAGUGUUUGUACAUAUUGAGCCCUUCUUGAGGACAGCACAUUUCCCUAAGCUUUAACUGCUUCGUGUCCCUUGAUCUUUGUAUUCGGGAGCCUUGGAUUCUAGAACUAUUACUAGGGAGAAAACUGAGGCAUAGAGUAGUUAACCCCCAUUUAUAGGCCAUCUCUCCCUUCUAGGUUCUGUCUCCUUAGUUUAUAAAACGGUACCUUUGUUAGCCUUGGUGUAGUUGUUUGUUGCUUUGUUUCACUUUGGUUUUUUUUUUAAAUUUGUUUUGUUUAUCAGGGUUAGGGUUUUUGUUGUUGUUUUCUGUUUGUUUGGUUGAGAAUCUCCUUUGUUAUAUAUAGCAUGCUGAGUAUUUUGGGUUUUUUAGUUACUUUUUAGCAAGUAGUUUUAAAUUGACUUCAGAUUUAAUUUUGUUGUCUUUCUGCCUCUGAGAGUUGAACCCAGGGCCUUGUGUGUGUGUGUGGAUUAGGUGCCCUGUUGCUGUGUUGUAUUCCAGUUCUCAGACAGUUGUUAGUGACCAGAGUUUUUGUCUCCUGACAGCAAGUGAGAAAGCCAGCAGGUGAGGCUAGCAUUGUUCCCUUCAUGGCUCUUCUUUAUGAUCUGAUUACUCCUCAGAUCCAAGACUGGACAGCAGAGUCGCCUUUUGGGGUGUUCUUGUGGCACACUUGAGUGUUGAAUGCUCUUUGGAUCUUUGACUCUCCUUUUCCUGCCCAGCGUGAGCAUUCCCUGUGCUUAGUCAGUCCUCAGUUUCAGCACACACACGCACGCACGCACGCACGCACGCACGCACGCACGCAUCACCUCAUGCUCUCAAUCCUUUCAUGAGGGAUUGCUUACAGGGAACUGAAAUCUGAGAAUGGUAACCAUCAAAUUGCUGGUUUAAUCCAGAUGUGUGCCACAGAGCCAGGAACUGUGUUGGUGACAGCCUCUUGGUUACGUUGUUCAGCAUAUUUAGAUAACAUCAAAACCAGGAAGUCAACAUUGAUCUCAUCUAUCUACUCUGCAGACCUUAUUAAAAUUUCACAAAUUAUCCCAAAAUGUCCUUAUAGGUCCUGGAUUUGAUCCACAUUUCUGGACUUGAUGGACUUUGUUGGUUUCUUCGGUAUGGAGCAGUUUCUCGCCUGUCUGUACUUGAUAGCAUGGCAUUUUGACGGUACCGCUUUAUUUGUGGAAUAUCCUUGAGUUUGAGCUUGUCUGAUGUUUCUUUGUAACCUGCAUUUUUGGAAUUCUGUGUUCUUCUCAGUGUGUAUUAACUGAAGCCAUGUGAUGUCAGUUUGAAUAAAUGUGGUGAUAGAAUAUA